GUUGGUUAAGUGCAAAGAUGGCGUCCAUCAUGGAGGGGCCGCUGAGCAAGUGGACUAACCUGAUGAAGGGCUGGCAGUACCGGUGGUUUGUUCUGGACUAUAACGCGGGCCUGCUGUCCUACUACACCUCAAAAGACAAGAUGAUGCGUGGAUCCAGAAGAGGAUGUGUCAGACUGAGGGGAGCAGUGAUCGGCAUCGAUGACGAGGACGACAGCACCUUCACCAUCACCGUAGACCAGAAGACUUUCCAUUUCCAGGCUCGAGACGCUGACGAGCGAGAGAAGUGGAUUCACGCUUUAGAGGGAACGAUCCUGCGCCACGCCCUCCAGCUACGGGAGGCCGAGACGGCGUUCGUUCCCAGCGUUCAGGACUUCGACAAAAAGCUCGCUGAGGCCGACGCCUACCUGCAGAUACUGAUUGAUCAGCUAAAGCUCUUUGAUGAGAAGAUAAAAGACUGCAAAGAAGAUGAAGCACGUAGAAAAAUUGAGAACCUGAAAGAAACAACGUGUAGUAUGGUAGAAUCUAUCAAGCACUGUAUAGUACUGCUUCAGAUUGCCAAGGAUCAAAGUAAUGAACAGCAACACGCAAACGGACUGAUAAGCACCAUAAACCCAGUGGAUGGAGUUUACCAGCCCAGCCCCCUGGACGCCUCUGUAGUCAGUGCCAUUGCCAUGCCAACACAGACCACCCUCCCCACAGAUGGAGCUCAGGUGUGUAAAAUGGAUCAGAGGCCUUCUUCUUUACCCGUGGGUCCUGUGGUCACGGUGAUGGGCAGCCUUCAGACGCCCACUCCCAACAGCACAGGGAGUGGUCCCUCCGCCCCCAGCAGCAGCGUGACCUCGCCCAGUCACAUCAACGUCCCGGCCCACACUGUUCCAGACUUCUCCUACUCCAGCAGCGAGGACGAGUUCUACGACGCCGAUGAGUUUUACCAGAGUAACACCUCUCCCAAACACUGCAUAGACCCCUCCAGAACCCCUGCUGCCAACAGUGAGGUGAACACAGCCCUCAAACGGCCCGACACCACCGAAUCCAUCAACUCCUCCAUGUCUAAUGGCACAACUGAUGCAGAUCAGUUCGACAGUCAUGAUGAGAAGGAUGAUGACGGCGAGGGAGAGUCGGUGGAGGAGCAUAAGAGCGUCAUCAUGCACCUGCUCUCCCAAGUACGACUGGGAAUGGACCUCACCAAGGUGGUUUUACCUACUUUUAUCCUGGAGAGGAGGUCGCUGCUGGAAAUGUAUGCAGACUUCUUUGCACAUCCUGAUUUGUUUGUCAGCAUUGCGGAGCAGCCGGAGCCCCGGGAGCGCAUGGUGCAGGUGGUGAGGUGGUAUCUCUCAGCCUUUCACGCUGGCCGGAAAGGAUCUGUGGCCAAGAAGCCCUACAACCCCAUUCUGGGAGAAGUGUUCUUCUGCCACUGGGACAUACCCUGUGAAACCGAGGAUCCUGCAUCAGUGGAGCCUGUAUCAGAAGGACCAGUGCCAUUAUGUAGCAGGGGCAGUGUGUCGUUUGUGGCGGAGCAGGUUUCCCAUCACCCCCCGAUAUCUGCAUUCUACGCUGAGUGCAUCAGCAAAAAAAUCCAGUUCAACGCACACAUCUGGACCAAGUCCAAGUUCCUCGGGAUGUCCAUCGGGGUGCACAAUAUUGGCCAAGGCUGUGUGUCCUGUCUGGAACAUGAUGAACACUACAUCCUCACUUUCCCCAACGGCUACGGCAGGUCAAUCCUGACAGUUCCGUGGGUGGAGCUCGGUGGCGAGUGCAAUAUUUCCUGUUCGAAGUCCGGCUACAGUGCCAACAUAGUGUUCCACACCAAACCCUUCUACGGAGGAAAGAAGCACAGGAUAACCGCAGAGAUCUUCGGCCCAAACGAUAAGAAAUCAUUCUGCUCUAUUGAAGGAGAGUGGAAUGGAGUGAUGUAUGCAAAAUGGCUAACUGGGGAAAACUCUGUGUUCAUUGACACGAAGAAGCUGGGCAUUAUUAAGAAGAAGGUGCGGAAGUUGGAGGACCAAUUAGAUUAUGAAUCCAGACGUCUGUGGAGAGACGUGACGCUGAACCUGAAGCUGAGGGACAUUGAUGCAGCUACAGAUGCUAAACACCGUCUGGAGGAGAAGCAGAGAGGCGAGGCCAGAGAGAGGAAAGAGACGGAGGUUCAGUGGGAGACUAGAUUGUUCCACGAGGACGGCGAGUGCUGGGUUUAUGACGAGCCGCUCUUAAAGAGAAUGGUGUCGCUACGGCACUAAUACAGCCUCUCUCUGAAACGCCGGAGUCUGGAAAAACAGAACUCUUUUACAAUUCACCUUUCAUCUAAAGCCUUGGAAUGACUGAUGAAUGGACAUUUACACAGCUUUGCAUUUUGGAAAUGAAUGAUGAUGAUGAUAAUGAUGAUGAUGAAAAAGCAGAAAAAAAAAAAAGAAAUGAACUGUGUACAAAUAAAUAUCGAAAUUACAAAUUACUCCUUUAUCGCCAACUUCAGCACCACCUCCACGUCUCCACCGCCCUUUCAGCAAGGAAAACAAGAAACAAACAGCACCACAGAAAAACACAGAAACACAGAGGUAGUUAUUAACGGCCCCUGAGCAACACGGGCAGAUGCUCCUGUUCUGGGGAUGAUCCCAGAGGUGAUACGUCUGUCCCUUUUGGGGGGGAGAAAAAGGGGGCGGGGCAGAGGAGUCGUACGCAUUGAUUGGGUGGAAAAGGGGGUCAAGGUGUUUCAUUCGCGUUUCAAUCGAACAAACUCUGAAAACGACAGCGUUCUGUAUCUCAGGGAAUCCGGAGACUGAGGAUUGAAGGCUGUAUCUAUCACUCGACGUUCGAAAGGCCUUAAAGGUGGAAGAACUGCAACAUGGGAGAACUUGGCUCGCUUACAGCUAGCUACAGAUAUUUAUAUAUAGAACCUAUGAUUAUAAAUAAAUAUAAAUAUAUAUAUUCUCCUUUUUCCAUCUGUAACUUGGGCAAUAGUAAUGGAUUGAAAAAAUAUGAACUUGAAGAAAAAAAAAAAUCAACAUAAAAUCAACCAACUCACCACAACGUACCAUCAUCAUCCAUUCCAUCGAUUUCCUCUCUCUCUGUGUCACCCAUUAAACUGGAGAAAACCCCAACCUCCUCCUCCUCCUCUUCUUCUUCUUUACCUUCUUCUUCUUCUUCUUCUUAAAGGGAGAAAAAAUACAUUUUGCUUAUCUAAGGAUAAUCUAAUUUAAUUUAAUCUGAUUUGAUCUGAUCUGAUUUCGUUCACCCAUGAAGAGGACCAGUGAAAGAAGCAAAACGAGGAAAAAAUGAGGAAAAUCUGAACAUCUGAAGGAGGAAAAUGUGAUGCAUCACUGUUACUGUGAUAGUUCAUUCUAAUUCAGGCAACACUGUUAAUUAACUGUCCUAUAUUUUUAUAUUUUUGUUUAUUUGGGUUUGAGUUGCACAUAAUAUGAUAACAUGCUUUAAGGGCCAAUCAGAGCUCUAAUGUGCAAAUUGUGAAGGUAAAACUAAGGGAAAUAUAAGUACUAUACAGUGGCAUGCAGACGUUUGGACACCUCUGGUCAAAAUGUGUUAUUUAGAAUAGCUUAAAGAAGAAAAUGUGACUGUAAAUGAUUUCCAAAAGGCAUAAAGCUCUCAAAAAGAAAUAUAUAAAUAUAGCCCUGGAAAAAAAUCAAGAGAGCAUUUCAGUUUCUGAAUCAGUUUCUCUGAUUUUGCUAUUUAUAGGUUUAUGUUUGAGUAAAAUUAACAUUGUUGUUUUUUUUCUAUAAACUACUAAAAUAACAAAGAUUAAGAGCAUUCAGACCUCAAAUAAUGCAAAGAAAACAACAAGUUCAUAUUCGUUCAGAAAUCAAUAUUUGGUGGAAUAACCCUGGUGGUUUUUAAUCACAGUUUUUUCAUGCAUCUUGGCAUCAUGUUCUCCUCCACCAGUCUUACACACUGCUUUUGGAUAACUUUAUGCUUUUACACUUCGGGUGCAAAAAUUCAAGCAGUUCAGUUUGGUGGUUUGAUGGCUUGUGAUCAUCCAUCUUCUUCUUGAUUAUAUUCCAGAGGUUUUCAAUUUGGUAAAAUCAAAGAAACUCAUCAUUUUUAAGUGCUCUCUUUUUUUUUUUCUUUUCCAGAGCUGUAUAUAUAGGAGGUCAAUUCAUCUUCUGCUCAGUUAACUAUUCACUAUAACAGAUGUUUUUACCAGGGUUGUCCAAGCUUUUCACGUCACUGUGUAAAAAAAAAAAAAAAAAAAAACUCUAAAAGUUAAAUUGGUGGAUAGAGACGGGGAUAAUCACACACAGCUCGCCAUGUAUUAAAAUGAACGGUUAUCCUCUUAUUAAAAGCCCCACAAUAAAUCUCUCUCUAUAUAUUUCUAUCUCUAUAUCUCUCUCUCUUAUCCUCACUGUUUUUUCUUUCUCUCUCUCUUUCUGUUCUAACGUUUUAAUACAAAUAAAAACAGGUUUUUACAAAAAAAACUGCCAUAAAGAAAUGGUAAAUUAUUUAAAAAUAAUAAGAAUACAUUUGAAUACAUUUAAAUCGGGUCUAUUUCCAUUUUUCUGUUUUAAUUCUGUAAUAUUUAAUAUUUGCCGCACUAUAACUGUAUAUCAGUACACUCUGGGUGAUUAAAUGGGCAUGUAAUGGUUCAGGCAGAUGUUCUCCAUCUACUGUCGUCUUAAACGGGGUGAAAUUAGAUCAGAACUGGCUGAAGAGGAUCAAUUCCAUGUGUUUUUUUUUAUUAUUAUUAUUAUAUAUAUUUUUUUUCAUGUUGUGUUUGUAAAUGAUUCUGAAAUAAAUCGAGGCCUUGUCACAUACAUGCAUUUAUGUAUUUCACGCAUCACCUCCACCAGUUGCUUUGCAGGAGCAUCCAAACAGCAUACAGCCCCCCCGACAUUAUAUUGAUUGUACCAUUUUCUUGUUUAUUGAUGCAUAAUAUUAAAUCUCAAUGAGACCAA
Messenger RNA from Astyanax mexicanus (Mexican tetra), 4901 nucleotides. It is a transcript of the gene osbpl9, whose product is annotated as oxysterol binding protein-like 9. The record is from RefSeq and is a predicted model, not a curated record. Gene Ontology annotation, molecular function: sterol binding. Gene Ontology annotation, cellular component: cytosol; intracellular membrane-bounded organelle; membrane. The coding region runs from base 18 to 2237 and encodes 739 amino acids. The transcript has 24 exons. NCBI's taxonomy places the organism in Eukaryota, Metazoa, Chordata, Actinopteri, Characiformes, Acestrorhamphidae.